Bradysia coprophila is the source of this 590-nucleotide messenger RNA. RefSeq lists its product as uncharacterized. The record is from RefSeq and is a predicted model, not a curated record. Gene Ontology annotation, molecular function: odorant binding. Gene Ontology annotation, biological process: sensory perception of smell. NCBI's taxonomy places the organism in Eukaryota, Metazoa, Arthropoda, Insecta, Diptera, Sciaridae.
UAUAAAUGAGAAUCAUCUCAACUAUUUUUGUUAAUUAUAAAGAAGUUCCUAAGUCGAGUGGAUCGCUUUAAUACUCUAAACGAAAAUGAAAUCAGUUUUAGUUUUUGCUCUUUUUGCUAUGGUUGCCGUAGCUCAUGCAAAUGACGAUGAAGUACUAAAAGAACAAAUCGCCCAGAUAACCAAAGAGUGUGCAGAAAAAACCAACUUCAGCGACGAAGGAAUCAAAAAAUUACAAGCUCAAGACCUAUCACUUACAGAAAACGUUCAAUGCUUCCAAAAAUGUUUCUUUGAAAAUGGUGGCAUCAUCAAAGACAAAGCUUUCGAUAACGAAAAGGUAUUGGCGAUCGGACGUUUAUACAAACAAGACGAAGCUAAGGUAAAGGCAAAUUUGGAGAAAUGUACCCCUCUAUACAAGCCAGAUGCAUUUGAUUGCGAUGCCGCGUGGGAAAUUUUCAAAUGUUUCCAUUAAGAAGGAUUUCAACGCGAAACAUUUCACAACGAAAACUGGAUUUAAAGUGCUUUCUGAUGUCGAACAUUAAUGAUUGAAUUGAUAAAGUUGAAAUAAAAAUUUCAUAUGUUUCCACAAAUAA